Oncorhynchus keta (chum salmon) is the source of this 1750-nucleotide messenger RNA. Its product is annotated as cytochrome P450 3A27-like. The record is from RefSeq and is a predicted model, not a curated record. Lineage: Eukaryota; Metazoa; Chordata; Actinopteri; Salmoniformes; Salmonidae. Gene Ontology annotation, molecular function: steroid hydroxylase activity; heme binding; oxidoreductase activity, acting on paired donors, with incorporation or reduction of molecular oxygen, reduced flavin or flavoprotein as one donor, and incorporation of one atom of oxygen. The transcript is spliced from 12 exons. The coding region runs from base 16 to 1710 and encodes 564 amino acids.
UAUAUACAGAAUAACAUGGCUAUAAACAGAGUAACAUUGUUAUAUACAAGGAUACUUAAUAUAAUAUCUCUAGAACAUUUUACUAUUUACCGUGUGUGUGUGUGUGUGUGUGUGUGUGUGUGUGUGUGUGUGUGUGUGUGUGUGUGUGUGUGUGUGUGUGUGUGUGUGUGUGUGUGUGUGUGUGUGUGUGUGUGUGUGUGUGUGUGUGUGUGUGUGUGUGUGUACAGGUACGGGUACUGGCCCUAUGGUGUAUUCACUAAGAUGGGUAUCCCUGGUCCCAAACCCCUACCUUACUUUGGCACAACGAUGGAGUAUAGAAAGGGCAUCACUAACUUUGACACAGAGUGCUUUCAGAAGUAUGGGAGAAUCUGGGGGAUCUAUGAUGGGAGGCAGCCUGUUCUGUGUAUCAUGGACAAAAGCAUGAUCAAGACCGUCCUGAUUAAAGAGUGUUACAACAUCUUCACCAACCGCAGGAACAUCAUUCUGAAUGGUGAGCUGUUUGACGCGGUGUCCAUUGCCGAGGACGAUACAUGGAGACGGAUCCGCAGUGUCCUCUCACCUUCCUUUACCUCUGGACGACUGAAAGAGAUGUUUGGUAUCAUGAAGCAGCACUCUGCUAACCUGCUGAAUGGAAUGAAGAAGCAGGCAGAUAAAGACCAGACCAUCGAUGUGAAGGAGUUCUUUGGGCCCUACAGUAUGGACGUGGUCACCAGCACAGCCUUCAGUGUGGACAUUGACUCUCUGAACAACCCUUCAGACCCCUUCGUCUCCAACGUCAAGAAGAUGCUCAAGUUUAACCUGUUCAACCCACUGUUGCUACUAAUCUUGUUGUUUCCCUUCACUGGUCCGAUCUUGGAGAAGAUGAAGUUUUCUUUCUUCCCGACUGCAGUGUUGGACUUCUUUUACGCCUCGCUGGCGAAGAUCAAAUCUGGACGUGACUCUGGGAACUCAACUAGUCGGGUGGAUUUCUUACAAAUUAUGAUCGACUCUCAGAAAGGCAACGACACAAAGACAGGAGGGGAACAGACUAAAGGACUGACUGAUCAUGAGAUCUUGUCUCAGGCCAUCAUGUUCAUCUUCGGUGGCUACGAGACCAGCAGCAGUACUAUGAGUUUCCUGGCCUACAACCUGGCAACCAAUCCCCACACCAUGACCAAACUGCAGGAGGAGAUAGAUACUGUGUUCCCCAACAAGGCUCCAAUCCAGUACGAAGCUCUGAUGCAGAUGGACUAUUUGGACUGUGUGUUGAACGAGUCUCUGAGACUGUACCCCAUCGCCCCGCGACUGGAGAGGGUCGCCAAGAAGACGGUGGAGAUUAACGGCAUCGUCAUCCCCAAAGACUGCGUUGUCCUGGUUCCCACGUGGACCCUCCACCGUGACCCAGAGAUCUGGUCCGACCCUGAGGAGUUCAAACCAGAGAGGUUCAGUAAGGAGAACAAGGAGUCUAUUGAUCCGAACACGUACAUGCCGUUUGGGGCGGGGCCCAGGAACUGUAUCGGGAUGCGCUUCGCCCUGAUCAUGAUCAAACUGGCCAUGGUCGAGAUCCUCCAGAGUUUCACUUUCUCCGUCUGCGACGAGACCGAGAUCCCUUUGGAGAUUGACAUCCAGGGUUUCCUGAUGCCAAAACGACCAAUCAAACUGAGGCUGGACCCCCAUAGCAACACCCCUAGCAACACCACCGCUACCACUCUGAAGGGUCCAAAAAUGUGACCGAAUGCAGGAGCCCCCACCCUUCCCUAGAGCCCCCACC